GUGUCCGCAGGCAGGCCGGGUUUCAGCAGCUUGUCAGAGAGCAGGAGGCACAGCAACCUCACACAUCAGAGCAGGGCAGCCACUGUCGCAUGGUCCUAUUCCACCUCACACUCACUCACUGUCGUUCUCUUCAGUGGUUGGAUAUCCCCCGCCUUGCCUCUCCGUGUGGGACGCACAGAGCCUGUUUGGAGCCGACCCGACCAGGAAGAGGUGUUGGGUUGCUUUGGGACGUGAGGAGGGGAGCUGCGACGCUGCAGAGGUGAAAUAUCCACCCACAGCCAGCGACGCUCUGGUGCACAGAUGGAGACGGUUGGAAGAGGCUGCAUGUCCUUGGAAGUUCACUCUUAGGUCAAAGGUCAUCCCUCUGAAUCCCAGCCUUAUUUCCUGCCCCGGAUGACCGCUCUCACCAGAGCUCGGCUCUUCAGGGAAAACCUCUGACGUUGAGGAAGAGAAGAGGAGUGAAAAACCAAGAGUGGAACUUCAUGAAUUCCCUAACUUCCUGAGAGGGAACCACUGUGAUCUGGCCGGAAGGACCCCUGUGCCAAUCGGGACAAUGGGCGUGGCCCUGCUAUGUCUCCAGGCCCUCACCGUCCUACUGGUCAGCGUGGUGCGGACAGCCGCCACCGAGAACGAUGUCACGCCACGCCUCACCUUCCCUUACAAUGCGAAGGAGAGGACGACCAGACACUUCUCAGUCCCAGGGCUGCUGAACUUCACCUCUCUGCUGCUCAGCAAGGAGGACAACAUGCUGUACCUGGGAGCGCGGGAGGCCCUGUUUGCUCUGGACCUCACUGACAUCACCACUCCCAGGCUGCAGAGGAAUAUUACAUGGAACACUCCGGCAAGCAAGCGAGAUGAGUGCAGUUUCAAAGGAAAGGACUUGCAGAAGGAUUGUUUCAACUACAUCAAGAUUUUACUGCGUUAUAACAGCACUCAUCUGUACGUGUGUGGGACAUAUGCCUUCAGCCCUACCUGUGCAUACAUAAACGCUACAGACUUCUCUCUGGUGAGAGGCUCUGGCGGAGAGAUUGUCACAGAAGACGGGCGCAGCCGCUGCCCUUUCAACCCUGAAUACAAAUCCACCGCCAUCAUGGCCGAUGGAGAGCUAUAUGCCGGGACAGUCAGUAAUUUCCAAGGAAAUGAACCUAUUAUUUACAAGAGCCUCGGCCAUGGAACUGCACUUAAAACUGAAAAUUCAUUAAAUUGGCUCCAAGAGCCCUCUUUCGUGGGCUCCGCCUACAUACAAGAGAGCCUCCCCAAGGGCAACCCAGUCGGGGACGACGACAAGAUCUACUUCUUCUUCAGCGAGGCCGGGAAAGAGUUUGACUUCUUCGACAACACAAUCGUGUCACGCAUCGCCCGCGUCUGCAAGGGUGACAAAGGAGGCGAGAGGGUCCUGCAGAAGAAGUGGACCACCUUCCUCAAGGCCCAACUGUUGUGCUCCCUGCCUGACGACGGCUUCCCCUUCAACAUCAUCCAGGACAUGUUUGUGUUGACGCCGCACCCCGAAGACUGGAGGAACACGGUCUUCUAUGGAGUCUUCACGUCUCAAUGGUAUAAAGGGGCGUCUGGGAGCUCAGCGGUAUGUUCCUUCACAAUGGACCAGGUGGAGAAGGCUUUCAGCGGGCGCUACCGCGAGGUCAACCGAGACACGCAGCAGUGGUACACGUACAAUCACCCGGUCCCGGAGCCGCGCCCAGGAGCCUGCAUCACCAACGGAGCCAGGGAGCAGGACAUCCCGUCCUCGCUGCACAUGCCGGACAAGGUGCUGAACUUCGUGAAGGACCACUUCCUGAUGGACAGCGUGAUCCGCAGCCAGCCCCUCCUGCUCAAGCGCAACGUGCGCUACACGCAGAUCGCCGUGCACCAGUUCCAGGCCGUUCCUAAGGCCUACGAUGUGCUGUUCAUCGGCACAGACGAUGGGAGGCUUCACAAAGCGAUCAACAUCAACAACAAGAUGUACAUCAUUGAGGAGAUGGUGAUCUUCCCUGACGGACAACCAGUGCAGCACAUCGAACUGGACUCUGAAAAGGGCCUGCUCUAUGUGUCCACGUUGUCUGGCCUGGUGGAAGUGCCGGUGGCCAACUGCUCCAACUACCAAAGCUGUGGAGAGUGUGUCCUCUCUAGGGACCCUUACUGCGCGUGGACCGGGAGGCAGUGCAUGGACAUCAGACAGGUGCCCCCCGGCAGUGUUUGGCAGCAGGAUGUGGAUGACGCCGACACGUCAGCCAUUUGCAACAGGAGCGUGCCCAGCCCGCGGUUCGCUAGACCUCCGCCGACACAGGCGACCCCCUGCCAGGCGAUCAUCAUCCCGGCCAACACCUUCAAGGUGCUGCCCUGCAAGCUGCGCUCCAACCUGGCCCAGCGGCGCUGGGAGCACGGCGAGACGGCGGGCCACUUCCACUACCCCAGCCCGGAGGGCGGGCUGGUGGUGGUGGCGCAGGCCGACCGCCAGGACACCUACGUCUGCUGGUCGGUGGAGGAGGGCUUCAAGCAGCUGCUGGCCAACUACUGCGUGCGCGGCGAGGCCAAGCGGGAGAACACCACGCCGCAGCCGCCGCCACCGCCGGCAGCGGGCCGGCCCGUGACCUCGGCGCCGCCCCGCGGGGAGACGGUGGUCGUGCAGGGGGAGAGCCGCUCGCUGCAGAGCACCAAGACCUACUGGAACGAGCUGAUCGUGGUGUGCGCCCUGCUGGCCUUCUCCCUGCUCGUGUUCUCCCUGUUCGUGGUGUACAGGAACCGCGACCGCAUGAAGUCCAUGCUGAAGGAGGGCGAGUGUCCCGCCAUGCAGCAGAAGAAGAAGAAGAUGCUGCCGCCGCCGCAGAGGGUCGCGGGGAAGCCCGCCGAGAGCCUGCCGCUCAACGGCAGCUCGCCGGCGGCCGUGGCCGCGCCGGACCACAAGGGCUACCACACGCUCAACGACAACUACAUCUGCAGCACGCCGCAGCACGAGUGCUCCUCCCCGGAGAACAGCAAGAGCUUCUCGGAGUCGGAGAGCAGGCCCCUGAACGUGAAGGAGAGCCACGUGGCGGUGUCGCCCAUCAGCCCUCGGCCGCGCGUCAGGCUGGGCUCCGAGAUCAAAGACUCCAUUGUGUGAGGUUCGAUGCGGAUUUAACGCGGGGCGCACCCUUGCGUGUGCAGUGACCGACCCGGUGAGCCCCAAACAGAAAGGAGACUUUUUGCGAGCACUUGUGGGGAAAAAACGACAAGCACACCCUAGAGAACAGAACAGGACACUGAAUAGCUUCAAACUCCACACGGCCGUCAUUUUUAUAACACAGCCUUUUGCACUUUUUGUCUCCUGAGUUUGUUUCUGUGAUCCAUACACAUUUCCUUUUGUUACUUUUACACAAAUGCUUAUUUUUUUCAAAUGCACUCACAUGCGGGUUUGCCUCCAGACUUGUGAAGCAUUUCCACAACCCUCAAACAGCGUUGUGAAUACAGAGAGGAGGCUGUCCUACGCGAUCCUUCUUGGAUUUCUAACAGUUCUUAGCAUUACAUGUCCGUCCAAAUCAACCUCUUGUAAUGCUUUGAAAGGACAGAUGAGUGUUGGAGCUUUGAAAAGACCUUCAAAAGACCCAGAGCCCAUUUAGAUCCUGUAUUUCACAGGAGCUGUUCACCAUGAACCCUUCGGGAGUUCAAUGCACACAAUCCACAAAAAACACUUUUGCCUGGAGUUUUAUGAAGAGAAAAAACACAUUUCUUUACAUACCUGUGCAGCCAUGGUAUGGUAUGUCAUCGCUUUCUCUUUGAUAUAAAUCAAGGGACCAUUUGUUCUGAUAAGAAAGAAAGCACAAAUGAGCACAUGCUAAGAAAGAAUGGGGCAUUUUUCUCCAUGAGUUGCUUAACAAUUUGAGGAUAUUUCCAACAAAGAAAAACAUAUUGGAAAAUUUGGACUUCAAUACAUUUGGCUUCAUAGUGUUGUUUGUAUAGGUAUGUAAAAUGCCGGUGAUUUUGGUCAAGCUUUUCCUUCAAUAAUGUGAGAAAGGGAAUAACCCCAUUCCAGGUAUUAUGCUGUUGUUCACCAAACAGGCAGACUAUGCAAAGUAAACAAUGUGAAGUGGGGUGAACCUCACCUUGAGACUGCAAGCACAUGGGAGUUGUAUAGAGGAAUGUUGAUGCCCCCCCCCCCCAACCCUCACACACAUACACACACACACACACACACACACACACACACACACACACACACACACACACACACACACACACACACACACACACACACACACACACACACACACACACACACACACACACACACAGAGCGCUGGUCAUUAUAAUGUUUUAAAUGUUUGAGGAAGAUUAUAUGAUGAUAGUAAAGAUGUGGGUUCAUGGAUAAUUGUUUUGCUGGAACACUUCAGUCACUAAGAAUUUCUAGAAUGACAGGUACAAUGACAAUGAAAUUCCAGGCAUCAUUAAAACAACAGCAAAUAAAUCUACUGCCUUAAAGAAAAUAAUAGUUCAUAGAUACAAUUUUUGUUCCUACUUUUAGUGGUAAAAACAGCUAUUCUCUGUCACAAUGUUUGAAUUCAGCCUAACACAUCCUUUGUUAUCAUUAUGAUUGGUAAUCAUGUUCAACGUGUUAUUCAUUACUCCAAAGACCAGUCACAUAGUGUUGAGUAUUAUUAAAGAUUACAUUAGUUAUUGUUUUAUUUUAUUUUACAAAAACAACAGCAUAUUCAAUUAUACAAAAAAGUUAUUUUGAACAAUUUAAUGCAUUGAUUUUGCACAUACUUUCAAACAAGCCUUAGUUUGGCUGGGUUUUCAAUUUGGCACCAAACCUGCCUAUGGGAAAUUGUGUGAUGCCUUUAAGUAAAAUGUAAUAAUCAUAAUAUGUGCCUCCUGAAAUACAAAAACCAUUAAAUCAGCACCAUGGGCAUAGAUACUAGAUACUCUAACGGCUGCAGAAUCACGUUCUGACAUGAUUGGCCAAAGCACGGCAGAAAAUUGAUAUUUUGAACAAUGUUGAAAAGGAUUUGCGUUGUGUUUUUUACAGUUGGUUCGUCAGGGCAGGGGUUGAAUUCUUUGAAGUGUAGCACAGGAAAAUAACCACUGGCUUUAUUUUGAAGUAUAACACAAUAAAUGAAAUUGAGUUUGCGUAAAAGCAAAAACAAAUUGUACAGCUUUCAAUGAUGGGACAUGUUAUGACUGAAACACAACAUCAACAACAAAAACACAUGUACUUUUGAAAGACUGUUACAAAUAAUAAUUACGAUGAUAAUACAUUAGUAUUAAUGAAUAAUAUGAUUAAUAAUAAUACAUGGCAGCUUUACUGUAGUGGUUGUCAUUGGAACAAUAAUAAUUUUGCCAAGAACAGAACAAUAAAUGUUAGUUAUUUAGUCAAAGAUGUACAGUAGUGCUUUUAAAAAAAUAAAACGAAUCUGCCUUCAUAGUUUCUAACAUAGGCACUCUGAAAGCCAGCGUUUUUGCAGUAUCAUUGCCUACUUUCUCGUAUAUGACCACUAGCCAAGCUUUCUGUUUGUGCCUGUGCAAAUUGCUCAGAUUGGUCAAAAUGUAUUAUAAGAAAUGUUUUUGAUGUAAAAAGAAAAAAAAGAAAAAAGUAUUGUAAAUUCAGCUGCCAAUGUAAAAAAAUAUUGUGAAUUGUAUUUUUGUAAUAUACAUCACUGCUGUUUGUUUUUAUUUUUUAUUGUACUGUAUAUAAAAGCACUUUAUUUUAAUUUUUCAA
Molecule: messenger RNA, 5689 nt
Organism: Gadus chalcogrammus (walleye pollock)
Lineage: Eukaryota; Metazoa; Chordata; Actinopteri; Gadiformes; Gadidae
Gene: sema4ba
Product: sema domain, immunoglobulin domain (Ig), transmembrane domain (TM) and short cytoplasmic domain, (semaphorin) 4Ba
Exons: 15
Coding region: 554-3097 (847 amino acids)
Biological process (GO): axon guidance; semaphorin-plexin signaling pathway; neural crest cell migration
Molecular function (GO): chemorepellent activity; semaphorin receptor binding
Source: RefSeq, a predicted model, not a curated record